Anopheles marshallii is the source of this 1650-nucleotide messenger RNA. RefSeq lists its product as uncharacterized. Gene Ontology annotation, cellular component: preribosome, small subunit precursor; cytosol; nucleus. Gene Ontology annotation, biological process: protein phosphorylation; maturation of SSU-rRNA. Gene Ontology annotation, molecular function: protein serine/threonine kinase activity; ATP binding. Bases 1 to 1650 code for a protein of 549 amino acids. The record is from RefSeq and is a predicted model, not a curated record. The transcript has 3 exons. Lineage: Eukaryota; Metazoa; Arthropoda; Insecta; Diptera; Culicidae.
AUGGGAAAGCUCAAUGUAACAAUACUUCGGUAUCUCACGAAGGAAGAUUUUCGAAUCUUAACAGCGAUCGAAAUGGGCAUGAAGAAUCACGAACUUGUACCGGGAGUUCUGGUGGCCGCUAUUGCAAGCCUAAAGAGCGGUGGAAUUCAUAAAUUGUUGCGCGAACUGUGCAAACAUAAGCUCCUUACGUACGAACGAGGCAAACGAUUCGAUGGAUACCGUUUGACGAAUGCCGGAUAUGAUUAUUUAGCGCUGAAAUCGCUUACACUACGCGGAGCUAUUGCCGGAUUCGGCAAUCAGAUUGGAGUCGGCAAAGAAUCAAACAUCUACACAGUGGUGGAUGAGGAAGAGAAUUCACUGUGUCUGAAACUGCACCGUCUCGGUCGUAUCUGCUUCCGUAAUGUCCGUGAGAAGCGUGAUUAUCAUGGCAAGCGUCGUAAGAUGAGCUGGCUUUAUCUGUCGCGCAUUUCAGCAACGCGCGAGUUUGCCUACAUGAAAGCCUUGUACGAUCGUGGCUUUCCCGUACCGAAACCGGUCGAUUUUAACCGACACUGUGUUAUUAUGGAGCUCGUGAAUGGCUACCCGCUAACAAACGUGUCCGAAGUGGGUAAUGUCGAAGCACUGUACGACGAUUUGAUGAAUCUUAUCGUGCGGCUUGGAAAUUGCGGCGUUAUACACAGUGAUUUCAACGAAUUCAACAUCAUGAUAACGGACGAUCAACGUCCGAUCUUGAUCGAUUUUCCUCAAAUGGUUUCGACGUCACAUCCAAACGCUGAAAUGUACUUCGAUCGAGACGUGCAGGGCGUGCGCGAACUGUUCCGAAAAAAGUUUGGAUACGAGAGCGAAGAUUAUCCACGAUUCGGCGAUCUGGAGCGUGACGACGAACUCGAUCGGGAAGUGCUCUGUUCGGGGUAUGGUUUUACGCAGGAAAUGGAGGACGAUCUGAUGAAGGAAUAUCACGAUGAAAACCGGUCACAAUGUUCGGAAAACGACCUAUCAGACACCGAUGAAGAUACAGAUAAUGAAACGGCAGAUCAAGAAAAUAAUCAGCAUGAUGAGCAUGCCCUUCUCGAUAAGAAGGAACUAGAGGAAUGUCGUCGAAAGUUAGAAGAAGAAAUGAAACUGUCGGAAGGCAAACAGCCGCAGCCGGAUUCGAAAAAGAAAGAACCGAACGCCGCUAUUUUCAGCUACCUCAAGUCAUUGUCCAACCAAGAAGAACUUGAAAUGCCUGAACGCAAUGAAGAGGAAGAAAUUGAACCUGACAAUCUUAGCAUCAUUCAGCAACGCCAGAUAGAGGAAGAUUGUCCUUCCACAGAGCAUUUGGUGCAACCGGAUUCACAAGGCAACAUCGAAUCCGAUGAUCCUGAAAGUGAGCCGGAAGAUAACACGAUUGAUACAAACUCACGGCAGUAUCGUAUGGCGAUGGUGAGAAAACUGCUGGAUGAUGCGCGAAGCGUUCGAUCCUUUUCCACCACCGCCAGUACAAUAGCGCCGUCGAUAGUCAGCAAUCGUAUAAAAGGAGAUAUUCAACAGCGGGAAAAGAAAGACAUGAAGAAACGGCUCGUGCCGAAGGGUGAAGCGAGUGCCGUUAGACGAAUGCGGAAGGAUAAUAAUGCGAUAUUGAAUGAAUAUCGUGGAUGGGAAUUUUAA